AUGUCCACACCCUCCAACCCAAACACCGGCCCCGAUCCCAGGAAUGGGAAAGAGACACAGACAGAAACAUUCACAAUCCACUACUUCGCAACAGCAUCCCAAUACACCUCCAAAAACACAGAGUCUCUCACCGCCCCACUACCACUGUCUGCUCUAUUCCCACUACUAGAAGAGCGCUACCCCGGAAUAAACGACAAAGUCCUCCGAAGCUGUGGCGUCAGCGUGGAGGGUGAGUACGUUGAUGUUGAGGUUGAUAAGGAGAUGGUUAUUCUGGGCCGCCAGGAGGUUGCUAUUAUUCCUCCUGUUAGCUCGGGUUAA
Molecule: messenger RNA, 318 nt
Organism: Penicillium riverlandense
Lineage: Eukaryota; Fungi; Ascomycota; Eurotiomycetes; Eurotiales; Aspergillaceae
Product: MoaD/ThiS family protein
Exons: 1
Coding region: 1-318 (105 amino acids)
Biological process (GO): Mo-molybdopterin cofactor biosynthetic process
Cellular component (GO): cytosol
Source: RefSeq, a predicted model, not a curated record